GGGCGUGUCCAACCGGAGCCGAGUCCGUGUCACCUUCACGGUCACCUGUUCUGUCGGACGUCUCCGUUCUCCUGCAGCGCCCGAAGCCACGAUGAGUCAGUUCCGGGCAUUUGCAGGUGUGCUGAGGAGUGGAAGAUGCCCGUGGUGGCGAGCGUGUGGAGGGACCCUGUCCAAGUCCAGGCCUGAUCCCAGGAGAGGUUGCUCCUCAGAGACCAGGUCGGCUCAGGCAGUGGCAAGUAGUUCCAACUAUGUGGAGGAGAUGUACUUCGCCUGGUUGGAGGAUCAUCAAAAUGUACAUGAGUCCUGGGACGCCUUCUUCCGGAACAUGCGGGGAACAUCCAGUCCGUCUGCGGAGGAGGUUCCCACACGUCCCUGCUCCCUCCUCCAGGGUCGAGUCCUGUCCCAUUCGCCCGACGCAACACGCAAGGUGGUGGAGGACCACCUGGCCGUGCACACGCUCAUCAGAGCCUACCAGAUACGUGGUCACCAUGUGGCCCAGUUAGACCCUCUGGGCAUCCUCGACGCUGACCUGGACUCCUUUGUUCCCUCUGAUCUCAUCACCACCUUUGAAAAAUUAGGCUUUUAUGGUCUCAAUGAGUCUGACCUGGAUAGAAGCUUCCGGCUGCCUCACACCACAUUCAUCGGAGGAGGAGAGACCACUCUCACGCUUAGAGAAGUCAUACGGAGACUUGAGGCGUCCUACUGCGGUCAUGUGGGAGUGGAAUUCAUGUUCAUCAACAACGUGACCCAGUGUCAGUGGAUUCGUCAGAAGUUCGAGACGCCGGGAGCUAUGCGGUUUGCCAACGCUGAGAAGCGGACGUUGCUGGCACGCCUCAUCAGAUCAACACGAUUUGAAGACUUCCUGGCCAGGAAAUGGUCGUCGGAGAAACGUUUUGGUCUGGAAGGCUGCGAGGUCCUCAUCCCCGCUCUGAAAACCAUCAUUGACAUCUCCAGUGCCGCCGGCGUCGACAGCGUGAUCAUGGGGAUGCCGCAUCGGGGUCGACUUAACGUCUUGGCCAACGUGAUCCGUAAGGACCUGGACCAGAUCUUCUGUCAGUUUGACCCCAAGUUGGAGGCGGCGGAUGAAGGCUCCGGGGACGUGAAAUACCACCUGGGAAUGUACCACGAGAGGAUAAACCGUGAGACGGACAAGAACAUCACGCUGUCCCUCAUGGCCAACCCCUCCCACUUGGAGGCGGUGGAUCCCGUGGUGCAAGGCAAGGCCAAAGCUGAGCAGUUCUACAGAGGAGACACGCUGGGGAAAAAGGUGAUGUCCAUCCUGAUGCACGGCGACGCUGCCUUCGCCGGGCAAGGUGUGGUCUACGAAACUUUCCACCUGAGUGAGCUCCCCUCUUACACCACACAUGGUACGGUCCAUGUGGUCGUCAACAACCAGAUUGGCUUCACCACAGACCCUCGGGUGGCUCGCUCGUCUCCUUACCCGACCGACGUGGCUCGAGUGGUCAACGCCCCCAUCUUCCACGUCAAUGCCGAUAACCCCGAGGCCGUCAUGUACGUGUGCGGCGUGGCUGCAGAGUGGAGGAACACCUUCAACAAGGACGUCGUCGUUGACCUUGUUUCUUACAGGCGCUUCGGCCACAAUGAAAUGGAUGAGCCCAUGUUCACUCAGCCGCUGAUGUACAAACAGAUCUGCCGGCAGGAGCCCGUGAUGAAGAAGUACUCUGACAAGCUCAUUGCUGAGGGAGUGGUCACGCUGCAGGAGUUUCAGGAGGAAGUGGCCAAAUAUGACAGAAUAUGCGAGGAGGCCUACACCCGUUCCAAGGACGAGAAGAUCUCCAACAUUCGACACUGGCUGGACUCCCCCUGGCCUGAUUUCUUCACGGCAGAAGGAGAACCUAAGACCAUGAGCUGCCUUCCCACGGGCUUGGACGAGGAGGUCUUGCGGCACAUUGGCCGGACUGCCAGCUCGGUGCCUCUGGAAGAUUUUACGAUACAUCCCGGUCUGUCUCGCAUCCUGCGCAGCCGAGCAGACCUGGUCAAGAACCGUCAGCUGGACUGGGCCCUGGGCGAGUACGUGGCCUUUGGAUCUCUUCUGAAAGAUGGCAUCCACGUGCGGCUCAGCGGGCAAGAUGUGGAGAGGGGCACUUUCAGUCACCGCCACCAUGUCCUUCAUGACCAAAAGAUGGACAAACGCAUCUGUGUUCCCAUGAAUCACCUGUGGACCGACCAGGCGCCGUACACGGUCUGCAACAGCUCCCUGUCGGAGUACGGUGUCCUAGGGUUCGAGCUGGGCUUCGCCAUGGCCAGCCCUGACGCCCUCGUCCUCUGGGAGGCCCAGUUUGGAGACUUUCACAACACAGCCCAGUGCAUCAUAGACCAGUUCAUCAGCUCCGGUCAGGCCAAGUGGGUCCGCAACAACGGCAUCGUGCUGCUCCUCCCGCACGGGAUGGAGGGAAUGGGUCCGGAACAUUCAUCUGCCCGACCUGAGCGCUUCCUGCAAAUGAGCAAAGAUGACCCGGAUCACUUCCCUGACUUCAGUGGAGACUUUGAAGUGCAGCAGCUGCACGACUGUAACUGGAUUGUGGUCAACUGCUCCACGCCUGCUAACUACUGUCAUGCGCUCAGGCGGCAGAUUCUGCUGCCAUUCAGGAAGCCGCUGAUUAUUUUCACUCCGAAAUCUCUGCUCAGACACCCUGAGGCCAGGUCCAGUUUUGACGACCUCAUCGAAGGCACUAGAUUCAAGAGGCUGAUCCCAGACCAGGGUCCUUGCAGCCAAAGUCCAGACCAAGUGAGAAGGUUGAUCUUCUGCACCGGCAAAGUCUACUAUGAGCUGACCAAAGAGAGGAAACAACAGAACCUGGAGAAAGAAGUCGCCAUCAUCAGACUGGAACAGAUCUCUCCUUUCCCCUUCGACCUGGUCCGAGCAGAGGUGGAAAAGCACCACAGCCAGGCGGAGCUGGUCUGGUGUCAGGAGGAGCACAAGAACAUGGGCUACUACGACUACGUCAGACCUCGGUUCCUCACCGUGGUGGCCAACAAGAGACUGGUCAGAUACGUCGGGCGGGACCCGGCCGCCGCUCCCGCCACGGGGAAUAAGUCCACCCACCUUAACGAGCUGCGGAAGUUCAUGGAAACAGCCUUCAACCUGAGCGCCUUCCAGGGAAGGAAAGCUUGAACUGGACUGGAGGUGCAGUUUUCUCUCCGGUUUCUUUUAUUUUUCAUCAGUUUAUCCUACAAGGCAUAAGGAUUCAAAAUGGACCUGACAUACUUUCACCACAAACACUCUCAUUUGCCAACAUGGAAUGUAUCGAUUACAUCUUUUUAUAACGGUUUGUAAACCUGUGGAACCUCAGUCAGUCUGAACGUAGCACACAUAUGAAACAUGCACAAUUAAUACAAACCAGCUGUUUUAAUGCCUGCCAUUCAAUAAUUAUUACCAAAUAAUAACAAUAAGCACAGCAGAUAAAGACUUGAGUAUAAUAAGUAAUCACUGAAGUAGUAGAACUUUAGCCAAGGUAAAACUACUGUAGGGGUAAAGUUUUAAGUAUUUUUUUUUAGCAGUUAAUUGUUUGGCAAGUAACUAACUUAAAUUGUGUAUUAGGGUUGUACGAUAUACCGGUCCUAAUAAAAAGGUGGUUAAUAAAGAGGGUGGUGAAGCGCAAUUUUGAGGUAUUUGGGCUUCAAAACUAAUGUAAAGGUGGCGCUUUAAACAAGGAGGCUGCUUUUAAAAACACCUUUGCUUCAAACUUAGGUAAACAUUUAAAUAACAAGCAUUCGGAUUUGCAAAAGCAGUUAUAAAGAGUGACAGGUAAUGGUGUUGUUACACCUGUCCUGCUGUUCGGCUCCGGUGCAGACCGUAGUCGAGGAGCACAUGGCAGACGUUCCCUUUGGUAUUUUUUAGCAUAGUUAAUUUUUUUGCAAGUAACUAACUAAAAAUGUGUAGAAGGGUUGUACAGUAUACCGGUCCUAGUAAAGUACCGCAAUACUAAUUGAUUGAAAUCGGUACUAUACUACCUUUGAAAAAUACCGGUACCGUCCUUUUUAUCCAAAUGCUGCUGUGCGUCGGUGACGUCAGAGCCGAGGCGCAUGAUGUUGAGCGUGUCGAAAACGCGCACACAAAGUGCAUACAAGCAAUAACAUCUUGGAGAGGAAAAAUGGCAAAAAAAAACAACAAUUCUACUAGUUAAUAAAGAGAGUGGUGAAGCGCAGUUUUGAGGUAUUUGGGCUUCAAAACUAACGUAAAGGUGGCGCUUUUAACAGGGAGGCUGCUUUUAAAAACACGCAUCGCCAAAUGUUGCGAUUAGUGUUAGCACCUUUGCUUCAAACUUAGGUAAACAUUUAAAUAACAAGCAUUCAGAUCUGCAAAAGGAGUUAUAAAGAGUGACAGGUAAUGGUGUUGUUACACCUGUCCUGCUGUUCGGCUCCGGUGCAGACCGUAGUCGAGGAGCACAGGGCAGACGUUCCCUUUGGUAUUUUUAGCAUAGUUAAUUGUUUUGCAAGUAACUAACUGAAAAUUUGUAGUAGGGUUGUACGGUAUACCGGUACUAAUAAAGUACAGGGAUCCUAAUUGAUUGAAAUCAGUGCUAUACUACCUUUGAAAAAUACCGGUACCGUUCUUUUAUCCAAAUGCUGCUGUGCGUCGGUGACGUCAGAGCCGAGGCGCAUGAUGUUGAGCGUGUCGAAACGCGCACACAAAGUGCAUACAAGAAAUAACAUCCUGGAGAGGAAAUAUGGCAAAAAAAAAAACCCCGCAGUUGUACUGGUUAAUAAAGAGAGUGGUGAAGCGCAAUUUUGAGGUAUUUGGGCUUCAAAACUAAAGUAAAGGUGGCGCUUUACACAGGUAGGCUGCUUAAAAACACGCCUCGCCAAAUGUUGCGAUUAGUAUUAGCACCUUUGCUUCAAACUUAGGUAAACAUUUAAAUAAGUAUUCAGAUUUGCAAAAGGAGUUAUAAAGAGUGACAGGUAAUGGUGUUGUUACACCUGUCCUACUGUUCGGCUCCGGUGCAGACCAUAAUCGAGGAGCACAGGGCAGACGUUCCCUUUGGUAUUUUUAGCAUAGUUAAUUGUUUUGCAAGUAACUAACUAAAAAUUUGUAGAAGGGUUGUAUGGUAUAUCGGUCCUAGUAAAGUUCCGCAAUACUAAUUGAUUGAAAUCGGUACUAUACUACCUUUGAAAAAUACCGGUACCGUCCUUUUUAUCCAAAUACUGCUGUGCGUCGGUGACGUCAGAGCCGAGGCGCAUGAUUUUGAGCGUGUCGAAAACGCGCACACAAAAUGCUUACAAGCAAUAACAUCUUGGAGAGAAAAAAUUGCAAAAAAAAACAACAAUUCUACUGGUUAAUAAAGCCAAAUGUUGCGAUUGAUAUUAGCACCUUUGCUUCAAACUUAGAUAAACAUUUAAAUAACAAGCAUUCAGAUCUACAAAAGGAGUUAUAAAGAGUGACAGGUAAUGGUGUUGUUACACCUGUCCUGCUGUUCGGCUCCGGUGCAGACCGUAUAACAGGAGCACAGGGCAGACGUUCCCUUUGGUAUUUUUAGCAUAGUUAAUUGUUUUGCAAGUAACUAACUGAAAAUUUGUAGUAGGGUUGUACGGUAUAUCGGUCCUAAUAAAGUACAGGGAUCCUAAUUGAUUGAAAUCAGUGCUAUACUACCUUUGAAAAAUACCGGUACCGUUCUUUUAUCCAAAUGCUGCUGUGCGGCGGUGACGUCAGAGCCGAAGCGCAUGAUGUUGAGUGUGUCGAAACGCGCACACAAAGUGCAUACAAGAAAUAACAUCUUAGAGAGGAAAAAUGGCAAAAAAAUCGACAAUUCUACUGGUUAAUAAAGAGGGUGGUGAAGCUCAAUUUUGAGGUAUUUGGGCUUCAAAACUAAUGUAAAGGUGGCGCUUUAAACAAGGAGGCUGCUUUUAAAAACACCUUUGCUUCAAACUUAGGUAAACAUUUAAAUAACAAGCAUUCAGAUCUGCAAAAGGAGUUAUAAAGAGUGACAGGUAAUGGAGUUGUUACACCUGUCCUGCUGUUCGGCUCCAGUGCAGACCAUAGUCGAGGAGCACAGGGCAGACGUUCCCUUUGGUAUUUUUUAGCAUAGUUAAUUUUUUUGCAAGUAACUAACUAAAAAUGUGUAGAAGGGUUGUACAGUAUACCGGUCCUAGUAAAGUACCGCAAUACUAAUUGAUUGAAAUCAGUACUAUACUACCUUUGAAAAAUACCGGUACCGUUCUUUUAUCCAAAUGCUGCUGUGCGUCGGUGACGUCAGAGCCGAGGCGCAUGAUGUUGAGCGUGUCGAAAACGCGCACACAAAGUGCAUACAAGCAAUAACAUCUUGGAGAGGAAAAAUGGCAAAAAAACCCAACAAUUCUACUAGUUAAUAAAGAGAGUGGUGAAGCGCAGUUUUGAGGUAUUUGGGCUUCAAAACUAACGUAAAGGUGGCACUUUACACAGGGAGGCUGCUUUUAAAAACACGCCUCGCCAAAUGUUGCGAUUAGUAUUAGCACCUUUGCUUCAAACUUAGGUAAACAUUUAAAUAACAAGCAUUCAGAUUUGCAAAAGGAGUUAUAAAGAGUGACAGGUAAUGGUGUUGUUACACCUGUCCUGCUGUUCGGCUCCGGUGCAGACCGUAGUCGAGGAGCACAGGGCAGACGUUCCCUUUGGUAUUUUUAGUAUAGUUAAUUGUUUUGCAAGUAACUAACUGAAAAUUUGUAGUAGGGUUGUACGGUAUAUCGGUCCUAAUAAAGUACAGGGAUCCUAAUUGAUUGAAAUCAGUGCUAUACUACCUUUGAAAAAUACCGGUACCGUUCUUUUAUCCAAAUGCUGCUGUGCGUCGGUGACGUCAGAGCCGAGGCGCAUGAUGUUGAGCGUGUCGAAAUGUGCACACAAAGUGCAUACAAGCAAUAACAUCCUGGAGAGGAAAUAUGGCAAAAAAAACCCCGCAGUUGUACUGGUUAAUAAAGAGAGUGGUGAAGCGCAAUUUUGAGGUAUUUGGGCUUCCAAACUAAAGUAAAGGUGGCGCUUUACACAGGUAGGCUGCUUAAAAACACGCCUCGCCAAAUGUUGCGAUUAGUAUUAGCACCUUUGCUUCAAACUUAGGUAAACAUUUAAAUAAGUAUUCAGAUUUGCAAAAGGAGUUAUAAAGAGUGACAGGUAAUGGUGUUGUUACACCUGUCCUGCUGUUCGGCUCCGGUCCAGACCGUAGUCGAGGAGCAGAGGGCAGACGUUCCCUUUGGUAUUUUUAGCAUAGUUAAUUGUUUUGCAAGUAACUAACUGAAAAUUUGUAGUAGGGUUGUACGGUAUAUCGGUCCUAAUAAAGUACAGGGAUCCUAAUUGAUUGAAAUCAGUACUAUACUACCUUUGAAAAAUACCGCUACCGUUCUUUUAUCCAAAUGCUGCUGUGCGUCGGUGACGUCAGAGCCGAGGCGCAUGAUGUUGAGCGUGUCGAAAUGUGCACACAAAGUGCAUACAAGCAAUAACAUCCUGGAGAGGAAAUAUGGCAAAAAAAUCGAAAAUUCUACUGGUUAAUAAAGAGAGUGGUGAAGAGCAAUUUUGAGGUAUUUGGGCUUCCAAACUAAAGUAAAGGUGGCGCUUUAAGCAGGGAGGCUGCUUAAAAACACGCCUCGCCCAAUGUUGCGAUUAGUAUUAGCUCCUUUGCUUCAAACUUAGGUAAACAUUCAAAUAACAAGCAUUCAGAUCUACAAAAGGAGUCAUAAAGAGUGACAGGUAAUGGUGUUGUUACACCUGUCCUGCUGUUCGGCUCCGGUGCAGACCGUAGUCGAGGAGCACAGGGCAGACGUUCCCUUCAGGGUCGAUGUUUCGUUGGGGGUCCGAACCGCUUUCGGGUCCAAAUCACAAGGCCGCCGAUUUGUGAUUUAUUACAUUCCAACCUAAUCCUAGUUUAUGGCAGACUAUAUGUAAUAUGGAAAAUUGUAAAUUGUUCUUUGAGUGUAACAAGAAAAGCCCAAUGUGUUUAAUGCCCUUUAAUUUAUAUUUUAACCUUGUAAAAUUAUUAUUUUAGUACAAUAGGAAACAUAUGUUUAAUAUAUUGUAAGUGUUUUCGUAGUUCCGUUUAUUUGGAAAAGUAUCAAAGUAUUGAUAUACAUUUUGGUACCGGUACAACUCUAAUGUGUAGUAAAUAAUCAUAAUAAUAAUACAUUUUAUUAAUUGUACAAGCGUUUAUCCAAAAACUUGAGAGACUUUUACAAAAAGCAAUAAAAGUACAAUUAAUGAAUACAAAAAAAGCAAUGAAUACCGAAAUAUCAGUCAUUCAUUUAAAAACUAAACAAAACUAGGGCACAUUUAGCAUUUUAGCGCUAUAAAGCUGUAUUUUUAUGAGUAAAAAACUUGCAAUGUUUUAUACUGUACCUGUAUCGAUAAUUUUUACAUAAAGUAGCCUUUUUUUUUAAUAACAGUACAACGACUUUUUAGCGAUACGAUACUCUUAUUCUCUCAUAACUUGUUUUUGUAAUAUAAUAUUAGGGCAUGGGGAGACGGGGGUUACGGGUUGGAUCCUGGCCAGGAGAGCUCAUGCCGAAGUGUCCCUGAGCAAGGCACCCCCCACUGCUCCUGAUAGGCCGUGGUUAGCACCUUCUAUCUUUAGUGUGUAAAUGGGUGAAUGUGAUGUACAAAACUCAAAGCCAGCGAAGUUGGCACUUUGUAUAAAUCGUAAAUAAAAACAAAAUAAAAUGAUUUGCAAAUCCUUUCAGACCUAAAGUAUAUUCAAAAGCCAGCAUGAUGGUAUGGAAGUGUAUUAAUGCUCAAGGUUGAAUUUUUGACCACUCCUCUUGACACAAUUGGUGCAGUUCUGCUAAAUGUGUUGGUUUUCGGACAUGGACUUGUUUCUUCAGCAUUGUCCACAUGUUUGGGUCAGUACUUUUGGAAGGCCAUUCUAAAACCUGAAUUCUAUCCUUUACCACUUUUGACAUGUUUCUGGGGUCAUUGUCCUGGUGGAACAACUGCGCCCAAGACCCAACCGCCGGCCUAGUGAUUUGAGGUUGUCCUGAAGAAUUUGGAGGUAAUCCUCCUUUUUCAUUGUCCCAUUUACUCUCUGUAAAACUGUCAGAGUACGUUGGUGACGAACCCCAAGAUGCAGAGAAGGAGGCAGGCAUUGAAUAGGAAAACAUGAUUUAAUUAAAAUACUAGUGUCAGGCUUUCCCCUGACAGUUUGUCUAUGUUUUAGUUUUUUCCUCUGCAUUUGUCUGUUUCCUCUGUGUUUAGUAUCUGCUGUCUUUAGUUCCUGUCUAGUUCUCUUAAUUUGUCAGCUUCCUGUCUUGUUCCCUGAGUGCUGUGUUCCUCUUUAGCCGCGGCUGAUUGGCACCUGGCCACACCUGUUGCCAAUCAGCCCGCUCCUAUUUGUACCUGCUUUGUCUUGUGUCAGUUGCUGGAUCAUUGCAUUGUCAUUCGGACUUGUCGUUGCCAUAUGUUGCUCUUGUCGUGUCUGUGAUUCUUUUCAGCUAUUACCUGUCAUGCUACAUGUUGUCCUGGUCGUCGUAGCGGAUAGCUCGGUUGGUAGAGUGGCCGUGCCAGCAACUUGAGGGUUGCAGGUUCGAUUCCCGCUUGUGCCAUCCUAGUUACUGACGUUGUGUCCUUGGGCAAGACACCUUACCCACCUGCUCCCAGUGCCACCCACACUGAUUUAAAUGUAACUUAGAUAUUGGGUGUCACUAUGUAAAGCGCUUUGAGUCACUUGAGAAAAGCGCUAUAUAAAUAUAAUUCACUUCA
Molecule: messenger RNA, 9670 nt
Organism: Nerophis ophidion (straightnose pipefish)
Lineage: Eukaryota; Metazoa; Chordata; Actinopteri; Syngnathiformes; Syngnathidae
Product: 2-oxoglutarate dehydrogenase-like, mitochondrial
Exons: 23
Coding region: 92-3136 (1014 amino acids)
Biological process (GO): tricarboxylic acid cycle
Cellular component (GO): oxoglutarate dehydrogenase complex; mitochondrion
Molecular function (GO): thiamine pyrophosphate binding; oxoglutarate dehydrogenase (succinyl-transferring) activity
Source: RefSeq, a predicted model, not a curated record